AUGAAUUAAUUAGAAAAAACUCCUAAUUAAAGAUUGUAGAGAACUUAAAGUUAAUAAGAUGAAAAAUGGUUUAAAUAAUUACAUAGAAUUUCUUCUUCUUUAAAGUAUUGUUUUAUUUGUAAAUUAGAAAUUUAAAAACAACACAAGAAAGAAAUGUAUAUAUUAAAAAAGUUGCACGUUAAAGAGAAUUAGAUAAAAUCAUUCAUGAAAAAUAAGUUAUCUAAUAAAAAUCAUAUUUAUUAGAUAGAAGCAAAAAGAAAUUUCUUUCUUUAAUUAGAUGCAAAGAUCCUGAAACAUUUUUCUUAAAAUUUAAGCCAAUCUAAAAACCCUUAAAUAUGUUAAGAAUGGUUUCAGAAUUAAAUUUAGCCGAAAAAGUUCAAAUGAACCUUAAUCAAAAAUCAAAACAUGAAGAUGAAUCCAGUCCUAUAGUAAAUAGGACUUUUAAUAAGAAUAACAAAAUGUAAGAAAAAUGAUAUUAAUAUAGGGGAGGCACUAAAGUAACUGAACUAAAUGUAUCAAAGGAAUCUUCUUAAGGUGAUAUUAUGAAGCCUAGAAAGACGUUAGAAUAUUUAUUUUAAGAUAAUAAGAAAUAGAAUCCACUUUUAUAAAAUGAAUAUGAUUUGGAGAAAAGUAAGUCAAAAAAAUAAUCAUAAAGCAGAUCAUAUUCUCAAUAUUCGAAAUCGAACAUGAAUACUCUCUUAAAAACUGAUAUCAAUACUCUCUUAACAGAAAUGGAUUAAGUUAAUACUAAAAUGAAUAAUAAAUUACUUAAAAUAAGUAAAGUUUCAAGUUAAAUGUAAGGUUAUUAUUAAAAUUAUAGUCUAGCUAGAAAUGGAAUAUUUUUAUAAACUAAAAACAUACCUAAUUCUAUAAAAGUAAAUUCAUAAGACAAUAUAUGUUUAGAAGAUGAUAGUAACAUUUUAUAUAUUCUAGAUUCUUCAUUGGCUUCUCAUACUGAAUUGAUGUUAGAUAAUUUGUAUGGAAAUACUAAAAAACUAAAUUCAGAUACUAAAAAUUUAGAAAUGAGAAAGAAGGAGUAUGAACAGGAGUCAAUUAAAUUAUUCUAUAAAAAAAUUUAUUGCAAGAUCUGA
This is a messenger RNA of Paramecium pentaurelia, 1091 nucleotides long. Lineage: Eukaryota; Ciliophora; Oligohymenophorea; Peniculida; Parameciidae. The record is from the annotation of a GenBank genome assembly.